GGUGCUUAAAAUUUAAACCACAAACAGUACUACUACUACUACCGAAUACUACUGUAUCAAAUGAUCGGAUGGUGUAUGUUCCUUCGCGUUUGAUAAAUUUUUGUUACGUUUAGCUAUUGAUUGUGAUGCUGUGGUAAACUGUUUGAGAAUAGCCUUAUUGAAUUAUGAAUAAAGGUGAAUGAAAAUAUAAUUCGAAGGCGUUGUAUUAGAUUUAUUUCAUGAUCACCACACUGGUGAUUUACUGAAAUUUGAGGCUUUUCAGAACUAUCUGACAAAAUGGAAAAACCAGUGGAUCGGUCAGUUGGGGUGAUUUUACCUGCUGCUGGAAAUGGUGAAAGAAUGGGAGUAACAAUACCAAAACAGUUCUGUAAGAUACUAGGAAGACCUUUAAUUCAGUACACAGUGGAAGCUUUUUUGAGAUUUUCAUGGAUAAAACAAGUAGUUGUUGUAGCAGCUUCAGAUAGAAUGGACUUGAUGAAAGAAACUUUAGCUGGGUUAGAUUCUGGUAAUUAUGGCCGAUUAAGAAUGGUCAGUGGAUCCUCAAGUCGUCAUAGGUCAAUACAGGCUGGACUGAAGGCCUUAGCAUCUAGUGAAAAUUCUCCAGAUAUAGUUGUUAUUCAUGAUGGGGUUCGCCCACUUGUGCCUCCUGAGAUUUUAAUUGAAGUGGUUUGUGCAGCAAAAGAUUAUGGAGCAGCUGGAGCUGUGCGACCCCUAGUUUCAACAGUUUUAAGAAGUGACGAAAUGGGUUUUAUGGAGGAGGCAUUAGACAGAAGUCAGUACUGUGCUAGUGAAAUGCCUCAAGCUUUUGUUUUGAGUUUGAUCAAAGAAGCUUAUAAUAUGUGUUCUGAUCAUGACCUGGACUAUGGUACUGAAUGCCUUCACCUUGUCCAAAAAUAUAUGGGUCUAAAACCUCGUCUGAUAGAGGGGACUGCUGAUUUGUGGAAGGUCACCCACAGAAAAGAUUUAUAUGCAGCAGAGACAACUGUAAAAGAGAGACGACGAGUUCAUCUUGUUGCACAAGACAUAGAUCUGUGUCUUCUGGAACAAAUCUUGUUGGCGCUGAAGGAGAGGUUUUCUGAGGUACAAGUUUGUGAAGACACUAUUGUUCAGACCCCACCUUGUCAUCUGGUGAGAGUUCACAAUGGCAUAUUUCUUACAGAUGUUCUGUCAGAGACAGAAGCAUGGGUAAAAGCUCUAUCUCCAUGUGUUCAGCCCAGCUCUUUGGUUUCUAUAGUAACCAAGACUGAUAUUAAUGAAAAUGGCUAUCCAUCUACUGUAGCACUUCAGGCUAGAGCCCAGGCCAUUGCCAACAUGGCAAGAAAUUGGAACAUCACAAUCUUUUUUAUAUUUUCUCCAUACCAGGCAAUAUCUCCAAGAACUUGUGAAGAUAUUAGCAAGAAGACUGCAUACCUGCUUUUUGAAGAAAGCGACAUUUUAAGUGGACAGAUAAUAUAUGUGUGAAUCUCUUCAGUUUACAAGUAAACUGAUGGCUUACUGUUAUGUCUUUCAUGUUACUAGUCUUAGUUAAAGACUGAAGCAUGCAGUAAUUGAAAUACAGAGAAACUGAAACAUUUAAAAAACUAUUCUCCCAAAGUUGAAGUGCAUAUUCAAGAAUAAAAAUGGGCAUUAGCAUAUUUUAUACAUAUGACAAUUGUGUGACUAAGCAUAGCUAGCUGGUUUGUACGACCAGUCUUUAAGGUUAUAUCAGUACAUAAUGGUGUUUUUGAAUAUAUUGUUUUCCUGAAAAUGUCUAGGGAUAAUGUUUCAGUUUGUGCUGAAGUUUAUUAGAUUACUACAGGAACUGUGUUCCUCAUUUACACGAUCUGUCAAUAUUAUAUAGUGCAGUCUUUUCACAAAAUUUCCAUCUGUUGGGUAUUGUUGCUUAAUACUGCUAGAUUGCAUUUUCUUUGUAGAGGAUGAAAAUGCUUUUAGAAAACAGUCUUUAAUUUUAUUAUUGUGAUUGUGUUGUUUGUAAUAUGAAUAUGACCUUCUGAAUUUGAAAAUAUCUGUAAAAGAAGAAAAAGUGCAUUCAUGGUCUUAGAAGAAUAUACUACAUUUAAAAUAACAACAUCUUUAUGGUUUCAGUUACCUGACACACCCCAAUAAGAAGCUGCCAAAUUUAUGUUUUUACAUUUGGACUAAAAAGAUUGAUUAGAUUAAUGUUUUUAAUUUCUAAUAUGUAAAUAUUAUCAAAUCAAAGGUGCCACCAAUUUUCAUCAUUUUUGGUUUUCUGCACAACUUUUUAUGAAGCAUUUUUAAAAUGAAAAACAACUGGAAGGCAGAUGCUGACUUCUUAACACUCUACUAAUACUGGGAGCUUGACAGAUCACUGUGUGCCAUUCAUUUGUACCUAGAAAGUGAUAACAGCAUGAUAACUGUGAAUUUGGAGAUAUGUUUUUCUGAAAUAAAUAUGAAAAUUCAUGGGACUCUUAAUUGGAAUGUACUUGUAAAAUUGUAUGUUGUAACAACUAUUUAAAUGUUCAAACAUAUUGUGUAGCCUCCUAUAUCUGCUGUCCACAUCUACGCACAAAUGCACAUGGGCAUCAAAUCAUAAGUACAAAAUGAAAUAAACUUUAAAUUAAAACUAACAAACUAUAGUAUUUUCUCAAAAGAAAAACAGGACCCUAUUAAUAUCCUGCCUCAAAGCCAACAUGCACAGAGAAAAUAAAAGUACUUUUCUAUAUGGCCUCAAAUAAAUCCCUGCCAUAAAUGUAAAAAAUGGCUUUGAAUAAAUCCUUGACUUUAUUUUAAUAACAAUAUUUUCUUUGCUGGAUACAGCACAAGUACACUUAAUAUUAAAAAGUUAUAAACUGGCUUUUUAACAGAUUGAGGCUUCAAAAAAGAUGACCAAAUGUUGUUGCAAAAUUGAUUUUACCUUAAAAAUUAUUUGUAAACUUUUCGAAAAUAAACAUAUAUCUACCUGCUCAACUUUUUCUUACAGUGUGACAAGAACCACACCUAUUUUUUAGUUAAUUCAGUUAUGGCAUAUAAAUAAAAAUAAUACAACAGUAGAGAACAGGAUGUUCUUCCAGUUUUACCUCUUUACCAUUGUAAAAUGUUCACUACUACCUCAGACACACCAAUACGGCAAGUUGUUGUCUUUGAUUUUUAGUGUAAAAUCUCUCGUGUCGGUAUAGUAAUGAUUUAACAAUUUUGUUUGUUAAUAAUUUCAUACUAUUUAUAAUGAUAAGGAUGUCUCAUUCAUGAGUAUCGGUAAAUUACAAUAUUUUAUAAGGAAACUCGAGAGAGAGAGAGCAGUACUGAUUUUUCUCGUAAAAUAUCAAAAAAUUUUUACAUGAGUAUGCGUUAUAUUUAAGUGUAAAACAGGAAUUAAUGUAUUAAUGAACAGUAUCACUGAUGAAUAACUUAGAAAUGUUUUGUUUAAUAACUAGUAAUUACAUCAUAUUGUUGAGCAAUGUUCUUUUAAAACCUUUUAUUGUGAGAUAUGAUUUUGAAUUUAAUUCAGUAGCAGUUGUGUCUUUAAAUGUUCAUAGCAACAUACUGAUGUACCAUGUUUAAUCAUUGCUGAACACUUAAAAUGCUGCUAAGACUGUAUUAUUUGAAUUAGGAGUUCCAAUUGCUAUGUUAAGUUUCUCCCAUUUUAUUUACCGUUACUCCACUGUCAGUUUUCUUGCAUAAUUAAUGAUGUUAAUCAGCUUACACUUUAUCUGUAUAUGUAUAUAUUUAUAUGUGUACAUAGCAUGCUUAAACAGUGUAAAAUGUCUUACAUUUCGGUAUAUAUAUGUGAUAAUUGUAAUGAAUGUAUGUUCUAUUUUGUACAUUUUAAAUUCUGUGUAACAUAUAUAUUACAUUAAUGCAAUAAAUCACCCUUGUAAGAUGCACCAAAUUAAUUAUAUCUUAUGUGGUUGAGUGAAUUUAAAGUGUGUGAUUUAGUUCUAAAACUAAAAGGUUUAGAAUUUAUGACAUUUCAAUAGAUAUUAUAUUGGUAUGGUUUAAUGUAAUCAGGAUGACAUAAAAGUUUUGUUUUACUAACUUGUUCCAACUUCACUUACCAUUGGGAUAAAUUGAUAAAUUCGCCUUCAGUUAUUGUUGCCUGUCAGUGCUUGGAUAACAAGUUUUAUGUAUUGUAAAAUAAGCAUAUAUUGUCAUAUAAAGUUAUAUGAAUACAUUUUUUAAAAUUACAGAAGUAUAUAACAGUCAUUUUGAAUUUCUAGGUUAUUUCAUCUUUUGAAAGUAUAUUCUUUUAUGGGAAUAAUUAGUUGCUGCUGCUCAAACAGUUAUUGUAGUUUUGUGUUACUGUCAAAACUUGGCUACACCUUUUGAAAAAAACUAUAAUUUUUAGACAGACUAUGUGUGUUACAAAAGUGAUUUUUAUGCAAAGAAAUUUGCUGUGUUAUAUCCAGCAAUCUGGUCUGCAAAUUUUCCUGAAAAUAUGUAGAAUGUCAGAAUUUGCUUUGGAACUUUAUGUGCAGUGUUUAUCAAUAUUGUUUAAUACUAAGUAUCGAUAUUUAAAUAUAUAAACCCUUUUGUUUCUUAUUUAACCUUUCUCUGUGAAACCUAUUUUUAAUGAUUCCUCCACUAAUGAUAGUUAAAAUUAUGUAUGUUUCACACAGAAUUGUGCUGUUUCAGAUUUCACUGCACUCGCCUUGAAGAUAUAUGGAUAUAACAUCAGUUUUUGAAAUUUCAUUUCUGUCUGCUUAAAUUCUGUAUAAACAGGAAUUACAAGUUUUUAGGAUCUUGUGGGUUUGUGCCCCAGAUUUUGAGUUGAUGCAAAGUAGAAUAUGUAUAAUUCAUUGCUUUUUAAACAUCAUAGGCCUGUAAAGCCCACUUCCAUGUUAUUACUACUACUAGCAGGAAAUAUUUGUUCAGUGCUAUGACCUAUGGUACAUGUAAAGUUGUUGAACUUAAUUCUAUUCAAGUAGUAAAUCUGGAAAUCAUGGCUUAUUGUCUUACACACACACACACAAACAAAACUUAUGAGAAAAGUUACCAAAGUUCAAAUUAUCACCAAAGUAAUUUUCCAUUUGACCUCCUAUUUAUGAGAUAGGCUUGGUGUUCAUGCACAAUUAGGUGAACAUGAUUUUUAUUGGCAAACUGAAGUUUUUGGCUAUCGAAAAGGACUACAGCUCAAAAACUCAAUGCUUACCUCCUGUGACAUGAUACUGUACUUAAGUUGAGUGUUUUGUUACAUCCUACAUCAUUAUAUGGUACUUUAAAAAUAACUGAUAAGCAUGUAUGCAAUUACACUGAAAAACAAAUAUACAUUAUUAAUGUGUUUGUGGAGUAAUUUGUCUUACUGAUGGUUUUUAGAGUAAGAUACAACAGCAAACUUUUGCGUGAAAUAUGUUUUACCAUUGUACAUACAUUUACUUAAGUAAAUUUAAAUGUUUAUUUUUUGAUAACUGAAAAUUAUGAGGAUUGCUAGAUAUCUUUAUACAUGUACUAAACAGAAUUUUUUUUGCUAUAUUGUGGAUUUAUUAUCUUAGUAAUGACUGUAAAUUGUUUCAUAUAAAAGUGUUUUUAAAUGUUUUUAUGUUGCAUAAUUGAAAAUAUAACGUUAUUAGUAUACAUAAGAAAUUUUCAGUAUUUUGAAAUGUAUUCAGGUAGCAAAUACAGUAAAUCACACCAUUGAUGUAGUUGAGUUACAGAUAACUGAAUUUAUUUUUAAGUCAUAUUCAUGAACAAAUGCUUAAAAAACAUAUGCAUAUUUGUAUUUAUUACUGCUUAUAUAUUAAAUGUUGUGCUUUUACUUUUAUAUGCAAAGUUUGUCUAUCAUAGUUAAAGGUUUUUAUUGACAGUUAAUUUGGUAACUUGUUACCUUUAAUUGGUGAUAGUAUACUUUUAAAAUGAAAACAGUAUUAUAGAACUAGAUUUAUAGAUAUGGUUAAUCUUGAUACACAAACAAUUCUUUAAAUGUGGUUACUGGCCAUUUUCGUAAUAUCAGAGAAAACAUGUUUGGUAUUAAUCAUUAAUAUGUCAUUAUCUUUAACUGAAAUUUAUGAAGCACUUCAUCUUGUCAGAUUUCAUUCAUUUUAUAAAAGUAUUCAGGUCAUUUAAAGUCAAGCAGAAAUUACUAUUGUGUUUAAGAUAUCAUUGAAAUUUUUUUUGUAAAUCAUCCUUUUUAGUUUAAUUUUUUUCUGAAGUCAGCUAGAUAACUAAAAAAAGUGUAAGUCAUUAGAUAUUACUCAGUUAUGUAAUAUGUACCUGGGCACUUAACCCUAUUUUUAUGCCACUGCAAAUAUCUAUAGCUAGCAAUUUAAUUUUUUGAUAUUGUCAUUAUCUACAUAAUAAAUGUAUCAAUAAAAUGAACUGUAAUUAAUGAAAAAGCUCUUAGAAGUCAAAAAACCUUAUUUAUAAUAAAGCAAUUGAUGUUGAA
Messenger RNA from Limulus polyphemus (Atlantic horseshoe crab), 6337 nucleotides. RefSeq names its product isoprenoid synthase domain-containing protein-like. Gene Ontology annotation, molecular function: D-ribitol-5-phosphate cytidylyltransferase activity. NCBI's taxonomy places the organism in Eukaryota, Metazoa, Arthropoda, Merostomata, Xiphosura, Limulidae. The transcript has 10 exons. Gene Ontology annotation, cellular component: cytosol. The record is from RefSeq and is a predicted model, not a curated record. The coding region runs from base 277 to 1461 and encodes 394 amino acids. Gene Ontology annotation, biological process: protein O-linked glycosylation via mannose; isoprenoid biosynthetic process.